Bactrocera neohumeralis is the source of this 2247-nucleotide messenger RNA. RefSeq lists its product as uncharacterized. The record is from RefSeq and is a predicted model, not a curated record. The coding region runs from base 203 to 598 and encodes 131 amino acids. NCBI's taxonomy places the organism in Eukaryota, Metazoa, Arthropoda, Insecta, Diptera, Tephritidae. The transcript has 2 exons.
UUUCAGACCUAGCUUAAUCAAUUGUGAGAUCUGCUGUUUUUUGCCUUCAAUGACGUUCAAAUAUUAUUUUAUAGCUUUGUUACCGAUAUGUAAUGAUUGUGCGUUCUCUUGUGGUCUCACUCUAAACAAAAGAAAACUAAAAAACUGCACAAAAGAAACAAAAGAGUCAGCUGUUUGAGAACGACAUCCGAUAAGUGUAAACAUGCGGCCACAUAGAAAAUACUAUGAUUUGAAUAAUGAUAACGACGUUCAAGCUGCAUUAGACCUCUUAGACGAUUCUGAUGCAGAUUUCAGUGACGAUAAUGAUAUUGAUGAUGAAACUUGGGUACCAUUCAACAUUUUCCCAGAAUCUCCAGCAAGUGGUGAAGAUGAUAAUGAGAAUGCAACUGCAUCUCAUGCAUCUGCAUCUGCAUCUGCGACUGCAUCAGCAAUUUCUCAGGACGAUUCAAGUGUAGCAGCUCCGCAAACAUCACGGCCAAUCAUUAUUUCUAAUAUUUUGUUAAUGGCAGCACAGCCAUCAUCUAUCAGAAAUGUUUCACUAAAUAUGACUCUGUCAUGCACUUCCACAAGUAAUACAGCGAAAAGACGCCAACUAUAGAAAAGUGCUCCAUUUGAUUGCAACGAUCUACCCAUUGCAUCUGGUUGUCAAAACAUAGCAUUACGGAAAACACCAUUGGAGUACUUCAAGAAUUACUUCCCAGAAUCGCAUUACGACGAUGCUAUAAAAUUUACAAAAAUGUACGUUAUGAGCACACGUGGGCAGGAAGUCCGAUAUCAACAAGCCGAUUUUAAACGAUUUUAUGGAUGCGCAAUGAUAAUGGGGUGUCUUGGAUUUCCGAAAAUAAGAAUGUACUGGUCACAUGAAUGCCAAAUUCCUGCAAUUUACAAUUCAAUGUCACGUGACAAAUUUUUGCAAAUGCGAUCGGACAUUCACUUUGCAGAUGUUUCUGUGCCAGACCCCUGUAACAAAUUAUGGCGUGUACAACCUGUGAUCGAUUUAGUAAGAAACCGUUGCAAUAAUUUAGCAACUGAAAUAACACAGUAUUCAAUGGAUGAACAAGUUAUUCCAUUUACUGGAAGAUGUCCUGCGCGUCAAACAAUUCGAUAAAAACCAAGACCUGCUGGUCUAAAAAAUUUGGUAUGUGAAACUGCAAGUGGCAUGAUAGUGGACUUUGAAGUUUUUCAAGGCGCUGGCACUUUUCAAGACUGUGGUUUCGGGCAUGGCCCGUCUAUUAUAAUGAGGCUAACAAAACACCUUCCAAAAGGCAGCCAUAUAUGUACAUAUAUUUUGAUCGCUUUUUCACAACAAUACCCCUCAUUCAGUCGUUGCACCAAAUCGGUUUCCAUGGAACAGGAACUAUAAUGGCAAAUCGAUUGGACAAAAAAUUGAAAUUUCCCCAGGACAAGGAAAUGAAUAGGGGUGAACUGGAUAAUAGUUCACGAACGGUGACAAUGUAGCCGUUGUCAAAUGGAAAGAUAGCAAGGUGUCGUAGUCGUUUCCAGCCAGUGCGGCAAAGACCCCAUCAGCGAGACAGAUAGGUGGAACAAAAACAUGAAACGCCGUUGCCCUGUGCAAAUCCCAAAAGUUAUAGAAAAUUAUAAUGAAUUUAUGGGGGGUGUCGAUAUAGCUGACCAGAUGCUUGAAUACUACAGGAUAAAAAUGAAAACCAGGAAAUGGACUGUAAAAGUAUUUUUUCAUUUUCUUGAUCUGGCUGCAUUCAACUCAGUCUAAAAUAGAUGCCAAAUUAGCCGGCCUGCAUAAGUCCAAAGUUAAGCCCUUUUUAACGUUCUAAAUGGAGUUGGGAACAGUACUGGCGGGAUAUUAUCAAGCUCCUGACUAUGUUGAACCGUUUAAAGUCGAUGAAAAUAUGUAUGGAACGAAGUAUCAACCAAAUGACGCGCCUGACGACGUAAGAUUUGAUCGCUACGAUCAUUGGCCCUCAUUCGCAUAUGAGGCACUUAGAGUUUGCCGCAAUAAUUGUGGUAGUCGGACAAGAGGACAAUGCCAAAAAUGCCACGUCAGCCUUUGUCUAGCAAAAAACAAGGUUUGUUUUGAACAGCACCACACAAAAGACUAAAUAUGUUCCUUAUUAAUUAGCUAUUUUAUUUCUAUGGCAAUGAAGUACCUAACAUUUUUUUCUAUUAAUUUUCGGCAUGACUUUUUGUUCAUUUUUUUUCAAUAAAAGAGAAAACCAAAUAUUAUUUUUGUGUCUUAUUUCUUGGAGCAAUUUUUCAGCCUAAGACCUA